Molecule: messenger RNA, 1699 nt
Organism: Bactrocera neohumeralis
Lineage: Eukaryota; Metazoa; Arthropoda; Insecta; Diptera; Tephritidae
Product: WD repeat-containing protein 91
Exons: 3
Coding region: 92-1048 (318 amino acids)
Biological process (GO): early endosome to late endosome transport
Cellular component (GO): late endosome membrane; extrinsic component of endosome membrane; early endosome membrane
Molecular function (GO): phosphatidylinositol 3-kinase regulator activity
Source: RefSeq, a predicted model, not a curated record
UUAUUUUGAUAGCAUUUAUACAGCUGUUUACUUCAUCUUAUUUUUCUUCAUUUUCCAAACAAAUUAAGGGAAUUGUGAAAAUUUUGAAAACAUGGCACAAAUAACAUUUAUCGACAAUCUUUUAAAGGAGUAUUUGGUAUUUCGUGGUUUCUCCUCCACAUUAAAAACACUUGACCAAGAACAAAGAACUGAAAAAGAUCAAAGCUUCCGUUCUGAAAAAUUGUUGGAGAGUUUUAAUCAGUGUAUACAAAAUCAUGAUUUAACUGCAUUACGUUCACUUUGGACUCACUUAGAUAGUAAUCUCUUCAGCAAACUGGAACACACUUAUGCUACAGCUGUAAAAAAAUUGGAAAAUAGUCUGUUGAAGCUUUACCUGGUGACUGCGUAUUCAAACAAUCGUUUGGACAAAGUCACUGAAUUCUUUGCAAAACUCGCAGCAGAACUGCAACAGCAAAGCGAAUGGAAGGACUGGUUUUAUUUCCCAUUUUGUAAAAACGCAGAGGAAUCACCGACUUUUGCUUUGUACUUUUCAAAACAAUGGCAAGAUACAUUACAGUUAUCCUUGCGUAACUUUCUUACAACAAUAUAUCAAUGUCUACCACAACCAACAUUCGUGCGUGCAGAGUAUGAGGCCGCCCACAUAAGACGUCUUCAAGAAGAGAAUGCUUUGCUGAAAACUCGUUUACAACAAGUGCAACAACAGUUAUCGACAUCAAAUAGUACACAAAAUCUUAAUACCGCCGGCAGUGAUUCGAGCGGCGUGCGUCGUCGUACAUCAUAUAGACCUCAGCAAAGUCUUAGUGACAUUUUGCCAUUUGAUGUAAGUCCCCCCGGGCAUGUAGUGGACGAUUUCUCGGUUAUCUCGUCCGAAGUAAAUAAUGUGGCGCAAGCGAGUGACGCACAGGCACGUGGUUUGCGUUUGUUAAUACGUAAUAUUGGAUCGGGUGGGUCGCCAGACACAGGCGGUCGUAAAGACGCCAGCAGUGGCGGAACUAAUGACAAGGCCAACAAACGCCGUUCGGGUAGUGUAGGGCGUAAUUGGAUUUGAAGAUAUUUUACAUAAAGGAAUAAGAAAUAUUUUAAUUAUAGUCUUAACACUUACAUAUACUCACUAAAGUACUUCAUAAAUAUUCAUUAUCGAUAAUUCACAAGCAUUCGAUAGAAAUAAAGACAUACAAAUAUUCCAUUGUUACACAAAAUAGACUCUUUUUUAUUAAAACAUAUUUUAGAUUGAAUCUAUAUUAUAUAAAUUGCACAUUUUAAACUACCAACUUGUGUUGCAUCUAACAGUGAAUAGGUGAUGUAUUAUAGUUGCUCAAUUUAAAAUUGUUUGUGUCUAUAUAGUAUAUCUGCAUUUGGAUUCAACAUUCUCAUUUAUCUGUGUAUAAUAUUAAAAAUAGCAUAACUUUAAGUUUGUAAUAACUAGUUAGUGUUGUACAUUUAUCACAUGCACCCGAGUUGACGAGACAUUUCUGUGUGUUAUACAAUGCAGUGUAUUAAUAUAGUUGCUUUCGCGUUACAUUCAACAAUUCAUAUUAUUAUAAAAAUGAUCUACUUUUUCCUUGUUUAUUUUAAAAUAGCUGAUUUUCUAAAUGUGCAGUGGUCGAUAAUGCCCUAAAAUAGCACUGCAGAAAUAAAAACUAUCUACUUUGCUCCUAAAUAUAUUACUGGCGCAUAAAAAAAAAAAACAAAAACAAAA